Molecule: messenger RNA, 3408 nt
Organism: Staurois parvus
Lineage: Eukaryota; Metazoa; Chordata; Amphibia; Anura; Ranidae
Source: the annotation of a GenBank genome assembly
AUGGACUGGACUCAGAAAUGGGACAAACUGCCCAGGGAGCCCAGUCUGAAGAAGCUGACAGCCCCCGGGUAUGGAAAGCCUGGGAAGAAGCAGCACCCUCCUCUGCAGGACAUCACAAGGGCUCACAUCGACUCUUUCAACCAGGCCAUGAUAGAGGGGCUCUUCCAGGCAGUGCAGGCCAUGAAACCAAUGGAAUUUAGUUUUAAAAAUGCUCGUGUAUCAUUUAAAAUUGUGGAUGCAGUUAUCAGUCAACCCAUGGUACCUAAGGGAAGUCUCUGUAAGGAUCCAAAGAUUUACCCGGCUGAAUGUAGAGGACGAAGGUGCACCUACCAUGGAAGGCUGACUGCGGAUAUAAGUUGGUCUGUGAAUGAUGUUCCCAGUGGUGUCAUCAAGCAAUUCCUUGGCUAUGUUCCUAUCAUGGUAAAAUCCAAGCUUUGUAACUUACAUGGCCUUUCACCAAAGCAGCUUGUGCAGCAUCAUGAGGAGGAACAGGAAAUGGGUGGCUAUUUUAUAAUCAAUGGGAUAGAAAAGGUGAUUCGGAUGUUAAUUAUGCCAAGAAGAAAUUUUCCCAUUGCAAUGAUUCGCCCCAAGUGGAAAAGUAGAGGUCCCGGUUAUACCCAGUAUGGUAUAUCAAUGCGUUGUGUCAGAGAUGAACACACAGCUGUCAAUAUGAAUCUACAUUAUUUAGAGAGUGGCUCCAUAAUGGUGAAUUUCAUUUAUCAGAAAGAACUCUUCUUCAUUCCUCUUGGCUUUGCACUGAAGGCACUUGUUAACUUCUCAGAUUAUCAGAUAUUCUCAGAGUUGAUUAAAGGCAAGGAGGAAAACUCCUUUUACAGAGACUGCAUCACCCAGAUGCUCAGAGCCGUGAUGGAGGAAGGCUGUCACAGUCAACAAGAAGUUCUCAAGUAUCUUGGCGAGCGAUUCCGUGUUAAGUUCUACCUCCCAGACUGGUAUACUGAUGAGCAAGCGGCAGAGUUCCUUCUAGAACAGUGCAUUUGCAUACACCUUAAAUCCAACUUAGAAAAAUUCCACAUUCUGUGCUAUAUGACUCGAAAGCUUUUUACUUUUGCCAAGGAAGAGUGUAUGGAGGAGAAUCCCGACAGCUUAAUGACUCAUGAGGUUUUGACUCCAGGACAACUGCUUCUCAUGUUUUUAAAGGAAAAGAUGGAAGGUUGUCUUGUUGCUGCCAAACUCAACUUGGACAAGAGAGCUCAGAAACCCAAUCUAGUUCUAAGCACAGAGUCCAUCAUGAAAAUAUUUGGUAGCACAACUGAUCUCACGCGGGUCUGCGAAUAUCUGCUCGCUACAGGAAAUCUUCGAUCUAAAACUGGUCUUGGUAUACUCCAGGCUUCUGGUCUGUCGGUAGUUGCAGACAAGUUGAACUUCAUUCGGUAUCUUUCACACUUCCGCUGUGUGCACAGAGGUGCUGCCUUUGCCAAGAUGAGAACCACAACUGUUCGUCGUCUCCUGCCAGAAUCUUGGGGUUUUCUAUGUCCUGUACACACACCUGAUGGCGAGCCCUGUGGGCUAAUGAAUCACAUGACUGUGACAUGUGAAAUUGUGACACAGACCUCCAUCAAUGCUCACAUGCAGGUUUUGUUAUGCACAUUAGGUGUCACUCCUGUUGAUGGAAUUCCAGGAAAGCCCUUAGCGGAUUGCUACCAGGUUAUGCUAGAUGGUGCCAUGGUGGGCUGGAUAGACCAAGACUUGACUCCGAAUCUUGUCAGUACUCUAAGAACUUUUAAGGUAACCCAGGAAAAAAAGAUUCCACCCUGGACAGAAAUAGUGCUGAUUCCAAUGACUGGGAAGGCCAGUCUAUAUCCUGGACUUUUUAUCUUUACCACUCCUUGUAGAAUGGUUCGUCCUGUCAGGAAUCUAGCUGUUGGGAAAGCAGAGCUUAUAGGAACAUUAGAACAGGUCUUUUUAAACAUAGCAAUAUAUGAAGGCGAAAUUGUACCUGGUGUCACCACUCAUCAGGAGCUCUUUCCACACAGUCUGAUGAGUGUGGUAGCUAACUUCAUUCCCUUCUCUGACCACAACCAGAGCCCCAGGAACAUGUACCAAUGCCAGAUGGGUAAACAGACUAUGGGCUUUCCACUCAUGACCUACCAGGAUCGCUCCGACAAUAAGCUAUAUCGCCUGCAAACCCCACAGAGCCCGCUGGUGCGUCCCUCUAUGUAUGAUUACUUUGACAUGGACAAUUAUCCUGUUGGCACUAAUGCUAUUGUUGCCGUCAUUUCAUACACCGGAUACGAUAUGGAAGACGCUAUGAUUUUAAACAAGUCAUCAUGGGAGAGAGGAUUUGCCCAUGGCAGUGUGUACAAAACAGAAUUUAUAGAUCUUUCACAAAAAAUUAGAAGUAGUGAGGACAAUUUUGUGUUUGGCAUCAAACCAGGUGAUGAACGGGUGAUGGGAAAACUGGAUGAGGAUGGCCUACCACCAGUGGGAGCUGUUCUGAAAUUUGGAGACCCAUUCUAUAGUUAUAUCAAUCAAAGUACUAGAGAGAACUUCACUGUAUAUUAUAAGAGCAAAGAAGACUGUGUUGUGGACAACAUAAAGGUUUGCAGCAAUGACUUGGGCAUAGGAAAGUUUAAAUCUGUUUGCAUCACCAUGAGGGUGCCACGCAACCCAACCAUUGGAGAUAAAUUUGCCAGCCGGCAUGGCCAGAAGGGAAUUCUCAGUAGACUCUGGCCAUCGGAGGAUAUGCCAUUCACUGAAAGUGGAAUGGUGCCAGACAUUCUGUUCAACCCACACGGUUUCCCAUCAAGAAUGACCAUUGGGAUGUUGAUAGAGAGCAUGGCUGGUAAAUCAGCAGCCUUGCAUGGCUUGUGCCAUGAUGCCACACCUUUUACCUUCUCUGAAGAAAAUUCAGCUCUGGAAUAUUUUGGUGAGAUGUUAAAGGCAGCUGGCUAUAACUACUAUGGCACAGAGAAAUUGUACAGUGGUAUUAGUGGGGAAGAGCUAGAGGCAGACAUUUUCAUUGGUGUGGUCUACUACCAGCGACUGCGCCACAUGGUUUCUGACAAGUUCCAAGUAAGGACAACAGGAGCUCGAGACAAGGUGACCAACCAACCUGUUGGUGGCAGGAACAUACAGGGAGGUAUACGUUUUGGAGAGAUGGAACGCGAUGCCUUGCUGGCUCAUGGUACCUCCUUCUUGCUCCAUGAUAGACUUUUUAACUGUUCUGAUAGGUCUGAGGCUCAUGUGUGUGUAGAAUGUGGCAGCCUCCUGUCCCCUUACCUGGAGAAGCCUCCCCCAUCCUGGUCAUCCAUGCGGAACAGACAGCACUACUGUGCGAUCUGCGAUCGUUCUGAUACAAUUGACACUGUGUCUGUGCCUUACGUUUUUCGAUACUUUGUGGCCGAAUUAGCAGCAAUGAACAUCAAUGUUAAACUAAAUGUGACUUAA